Rhopalosiphum maidis (corn leaf aphid) is the source of this 2010-nucleotide messenger RNA. It is a transcript of the gene Pi4KIIalpha, whose product is annotated as phosphatidylinositol 4-kinase type 2-beta. Lineage: Eukaryota; Metazoa; Arthropoda; Insecta; Hemiptera; Aphididae. Gene Ontology annotation, cellular component: trans-Golgi network; endosome; lysosomal membrane. Gene Ontology annotation, biological process: phosphatidylinositol phosphate biosynthetic process; Golgi organization; endosome organization. The transcript is spliced from 8 exons. The record is from RefSeq and is a predicted model, not a curated record. Gene Ontology annotation, molecular function: 1-phosphatidylinositol 4-kinase activity. The coding region runs from base 355 to 1719 and encodes 454 amino acids.
AAUAGGCAAACUACAGUAAAGCUAACUGAACUAAUGUAGCAAAUGUUCAUUUUCAAAAAACAUCUGUCUGUGUUUGAUUUAAAAGAAUUAUUAUUAUUACUAGUUAUUUCUACUACGAAUUACGAUUAUCUAGGUAUUACAUUUUGAUUUCAAAUUGUGAAUAAUUAUUUUAUCCAUUUAAUUCCGUUUAAAUUUAUUCUUUCAUUUGUAUUUUCUAUGCUGUUCAUCGAUUUCAUAUGGCUGUCUAGUUUAUCACAUCAUUAUCGAAUAUAUGACUAACCUUGUUCGUUGUGGGCUUAAUACUAGUUUCUCAGGUGUCCUUGUGUUGCCAAGUUUUUGUUUUCGACUGUCUAAAUGAGCGAGGAUAGUUUGCAACCCAACGGUAUACUACAACAACCGUCACCUACUACAUCUAUUUACCAGCCAAUCGUACCUGACAUUGAGUUCGAACAGCCUUUAAACGACAAUCUGGACGCCAAAGAUAGAGAGAAUCAACCUUUAUUGGGACGCAUGGAUCAUGCUCCAGGCUAUAAUCAUUUUCCGGAUGAUCCGGCAUUCAGUUAUGUUAUUAAACAAUCAGAGUUAGCUAUAGAUAAUAGUGUCUUCCCUGAACGUAUUUAUCAAGGGUCCAGUGGUAGCUAUUUUGUCAAAGAUACAAAUAAUAAAACUAUUGGUGUUUUCAAACCAAAAGAUGAAGAACCUUAUGGAUUGUUGAAUCCGAAAUGGAUCAAAUGGUUACAUAAAAACUGUUGUCCUUGUUGUUUUGGUCGUUCAUGUUUAAUACCUAAUCAAGGAUACCUAUCAGAAGCUGGUGCAAGUCUUGUAUCAGUUAAACUUGGAUUGAAUAUUGUACCUAAGACUAAGGUUGCAAAGUUGGUUAGUGAGACAUUCAACUAUGGACGUAUAGAUAGAGAGAAGACGAGAAUGAAACACGCCAUUAAUGAUCAUUUUCCUAAAUUGGGACGGCGUUUUAACCGACUUGGUCUUAGGCCCAAAAUAGGAUCCUUUCAAUUAUUUAUGGAAGGUUAUAAAGAUGCUGAAUAUUGGCUUAGGCGACUUGAAUUAGCUCCAUUACCAUUAAAUCUUCAAUCCCGUUUUCAAAUUCAAUUUGAAAGGCUAGUUGUGUUAGAUUACAUUAUUCGUAACACUGAUCGAGGUAAUGAUAAUUGGUUGAUUAGGUAUGAUCAACCAAGCUUAAACUCAAGCCCAAAUGCUAGCCUUACAAAUUCUACAGUCAGUGAAAGCUCAAAUGAAUGGAAUAGUGUUCAAGAACCAGAUAUAAAGAUAGCAGCUAUUGAUAAUGGCUUAGCAUUUCCAUUUAAACAUCCUGACUCAUGGCGUGCAUAUCCCUAUCAUUGGGCAUGGCUUCCACAAGCAAAGAUUCCAUUUAGUAAGGAUACAAAAGAACUAGUAUUGCCUUAUCUGUCAGACAUGAACUUUGUUCAAGACUUGUGUGAUGAUCUUUACACUUUGUUUAAGAUGGACAAAGGAUUUGAUAGACACAUGUUUGAAAAGCAAAUGAGUGUUAUGCGUGGACAGAUAUUAAAUUUAACUCAAGCUCUAAAAGAUGGCAAAAGUCCUGUACAACUUGUUCAAAUGCCAGCUGUCAUUGUUGAAAGGUCUAAAGGUCACGUGGGAACUACCUCCAAGUUCCGUUCAUUCAGUGAUACAUUUACUCAAAGGUUUCAAAACAAAAGUCCUUUCUUUUCAUGGUGUUAAAUGCUCUUUAUUUAGAAUACAUUCAUUUUAAUACUGUGUUAUACAUUGAAAAUAAUGUCAACAUUGUGUGUAAUAAAUAAUAAUAGAAGGCUGUGGAUGUAUUAAAAAUAAUAACUUAAUAUUUUUUCGGCAAACAGGGAUAAACCAGCCUAUAGUUAUUUUAAUUGUAAUUUUUUUUAAUUAAGUAAAAAUUAAGGUUGCAUUCGGAACUGAGAUAAUAUAUUAUAUUAAAUAGUGUUUGUUUAACAUCAGUUAUAUAAUUCUGUAAGUUUUUAAGGCAAAAAAUUGUUA